GGUACCAGAGUCCACGCCACCGCCCCGGCCCGCCCAGCCACCGCAGCCGGGGGCUUCGGCUGUCGGGUUGCAGAGCUCCUCUCCUCAGAGCAGCCAGCUCCCUGUAGGCAUCAUGAGGUCCUCGGUUCGAGGUCCGGUGGUGAACGAUGGCGAGGACAGCACCGACAGCACCCCGCUCCUUCAGGGCGCCCGGCAGGCCGAAGCCGCUCCAGCAUGCUGCUCUGCUCGUUACAACUUAGCAAUGUUGGCCUUCUUUGGUUUCUUCGUUCUCUAUGCAUUACGUGUGAAUCUGAGUGUUGCAUUAGUGGAUAUGGUAGAUUCAAAUACAACUUUAGCAGAAAAUAGAACUUCCAAGGAGUGUGCAGAUCAUUCUGCUCCCAUAAAAGUUCUUCGAAAUCAAACGGGCAAAAGGUACCAGUGGGAUGCAGAAACUCAAGGAUGGAUUCUUGGUUCUUUUUUUUAUGGUUACAUUAUCACACAGAUUCCUGGAGGAUAUGUUGCCAGCAAAAUAGGGGGAAAACUGCUGCUAGGAUUUGGGAUCCUUGGCACCUCUGUCUUUACCCUGUUCACUCCCAUCGCUGCAGAUUUAGGAGUUGCAGCUCUCAUUGUACUCAGAGCACUGGAAGGACUAGGAGAGGGUGUUACGUUUCCAGCCAUGCAUGCCAUGUGGUCUUCCUGGGCUCCCCCUCUAGAAAGAAGCAAGCUUCUUAGUAUUUCAUAUGCAGGAGCACAGCUUGGGACAGUAAUUUCACUUCCUCUUUGUGGAAUAAUCUGCUACUAUAUGAAUUGGACUUAUGUUUUCUACCUCUUUGGUAUAGUUGGAAUAUUUUGGUUUGUUUUAUGGAUGUGGCUAGUUAGUGAUACACCAGAAACUCACAAGACAAUCUCCAAUAAUGAAAAGGAAUACAUUCUUUCAUCCUUAAAAAAUCAGCUUUCUUCACAGAAGUCAGUGCCAUGGAUACCCAUUUUAAAAUCACUACCACUUUGGGCUAUUGUAGUUGCUCAUUUUUCGUACAACUGGACUUUUUAUACUUUAUUGACAUUAUUGCCUACUUACAUGAAGGAGAUCCUAAGGUUCAAUGUUCAAGAGAAUGGAUUUUUGUCUGCAUUGCCUUAUUUUGGUUGUUGGUUAUGUAUGAUUCUGUCUGGUCAAGCUGCUGACAAUUUAAGGGCAAAGUGGAAUGUUUCAACUAUAUGUGUUCGAAGAAUUUUUACCCUUAUUGGAAUGAUUGGACCUGCAGUAUUCCUGGUAGCUGCUGGAUUUAUAGGCUGUGAUUAUUCUUUGGCUGUUGCAUUCUUAACUAUAUCAACAACACUGGGAGGCUUUUGCUCUUCUGGAUUUAGCAUCAACCAUCUGGAUAUUGCACCUUCGUAUGCUGGUAUCCUCCUAGGCAUCACGAAUACAUUUGCCACUAUUCCAGGAAUGGUUGGGCCUGUCAUUGCUAAAAGCCUGACCCCUGAUUGACUAUUUUUAUAUCUUCUCUGUAUUCUCCUGAAGCAAUCCAUCUACUUCAAAAUGCAUCUCUACCACCACCAAACUGAGGAAACAGACCAUCAAAGUGAUACAGCAUUGGAAAUCUUUAUUACCAUCCAUCUUCCCUUCAUAGUUCUAAAAGGGUCCACCCUGUUUUUUAUUUAUUUUUUUUAGUUUAUUUAUUAUUACUAUUAUUAGUGUGUGUGUGUGUGUGUGUGUGUGUGUGUGUGUGUGUGGUGCUGGGGAUUGAACCAGGGCUUUGUGCAUGUGAGGAAAGCACUCUACCAACUGAGCUAUAUUCCCAGCCUCGCACUCUGCUUUUUAAAGUACAUAAGGACAUCACUGAUUCUGUCUCCUCCUACCUCCUCUAAGAACUUGCUUCAGUAAUUCUUCUAAUUUGCUUCUUCCAUCUGUUUCUCUGACCCUUUCCCUUCUGUCUCAAAGAUAUGCAAGUCUUCUCUAGCCUUUAAACAAGUAUACAAAAAUCUCCCAGGGACAUAAAAAGCAUAUAUAUCCAUAAUCUCUCUAGAAUAAUACUCAAGAAACUGGAAUUAGUGGUUACCUCUGGGGUGAGAAAACAGGCCACCAGGAAUAAGAAGGGGAAUUAAUUUUUACUUUACCAAAUGUAGCAGUAUAAUCUAUUCAAAUACAUUAUUUUAAAGCAAAACACCACCAGGCAUAAUGGCGCAUACCUAUAAUCCUGGCAAUUCUGGGAGACUGAGGCAGGAGGAUAGCAAAUUCAAGGCCAGCCUGAGCAACUUAGGGAGACCUUGUCUCAAAAAAUAAAAAGGAGGCUGAUUUCAGUGGCACAUGCCUGUAAUCCUAGCAGCAGGAAGCUGAGGCAGGAGGAUCAAAAGUUCAAAGCCAGCCUUAGCAAUGUAGUGAGGCUCUGUCCCAAAAUAAAUAAAUAGAUAAAAAAGGAAGGAAAGGAGAGAGGGAGGGAGGGAGAGAGGGAGGAAGAAAGGAAGGAAGGAAAGAAGGAAGGAGUGGGAAUGUGACUCGUGGUUAAGCGCUUCUGUUUUAAAUCCCCAAUACUGAAAAAAAAGGGGGGGGGGGCUAGGUACAUAGCUCAGUUGUAUAGGGGUCUGGGUUCAAUCCCCAGUCCCACCAAAUAAAUAAUAAAUAAAAUUACCUUUUGCUCAAACUGCUGUAUAAUACCACCAGGUUUUCAGCUGCCUACUAGACAUCCCCAACUGGCUAUCCCUUUUGCAACUGAGACUAUUUAAGUUCAACCUCACUCCCCUCCCCUCCUCAAAUAAAACCAGCUAUAUCUGCCACCUUCCUUAUUCCUGUUAAGAUUUCCCCAGUCAUGUAGGCUUGCACCUGGAAUCAUGUUUUGUUCUUUCCUGGUCUCCCAUCCCCAACCACACAUCUAAUCAACUGCCUAUCUUUUUUUUCAAUAACAGUUUUUUUAUGUCUAUAGAAUUUUUUUUUUAAUCCUUCUGCUAGCUCCUAAAAAAUAGAGGCUUGUAGCUUUUGUUUCCCCCUGGAGUAUAAAAGAUAAAUGGUCCCAGUGCCAUGCAUGGUGGUACACACCUGCAGUACCAGCAACUCCAAAGGCCGAGGCAGAAGGAUCCCAAGUUCAAGGUCUUAAUCAACUUAGCAAAACCCUGUCUUAAAAUAAAAAGGGCUUGGAAUGUGGUUCAAGAGUUCAUCCUUUGGUCCUAGAAGGUUGCUCUUCAAUCCCACCUCCUUCAUGACCCCGAUUUUUCCCACCCUCCCUGAUGGAGAAACAAUCUCUUCCUUUGAUCCAUUAAAACACUAUAUUAUUUAUUUAUUUGGGGUUCUUUAGGUUUGGCUCAAGGAUUGAAGCUCAGUUAUGAGGAAGAGAUAAAUUAUUCAUUUAACAAAUAUUAAGUAUUUCCUCUUUUUUCUAAUUAAUAAUGAUACCAGUAGGCCAUUGAUAUGCCAUUGCUUUCCCUUCCUGGGUCUCAGUCUGGUUCCUGAUCACCUUUCUCCUUCUUUCUCAUACUUACGAACACAUGUCUGUGUCUUGUUAGAUUCUUCGCAAACAUUUUUUUUUUUUUAAUAUCAGAGAUUGAACAUGGGGGCACUUCCACUGAGCCACAUCCCCAGCCAUUUUUAUUUAUUUUGAGACAGGGUUUUUCUAAGUUGCUUAGGGCCUCACUUAGUUGUUGAGGCUGGCUUUGAACUGGGGAUCCUUCUGCCUCAGCAUCCCUCCUGAGCCUCUGGGAUUACAGGCAUGUGCCACUGAACCCAGCUCCUUCACAAGCAUCUUAAGGGCAAGCUCCAUUUGAUUCUCACACAGUGGCCUCCCUCACAACAUGUGCUUAGUCAGUUUUAGGUGUUCAAUAAACAUUUUGUAAGGAACUCUUUAAAUGAACUAUAAAUUAAAAGUUUUCAUUUCACAUUGUUUUUUCUUUUUUCUUUUUUUGAUACUGGGGAUUGAACCCAGAGGUACUUUACCACUGUGAUAGAUACCCAAACUUUUUUUUUUUUUUUUUUUUUUUGGUACCAGGGAUAGAACUCAGGGGCACUCAACCGCUGGACCACAUUCCCAGCCAUAUUUUGUAUUUUAUUUAGAGAUAGGGUCCACUGAGUUGCUUAGCUCCUCCCCAUUGCUGAGGCUGGCUUUGAACUCACAAUCCUCCUGUCUCAAGCUCCUGAGCUGCUGAGAUUACAGGUGCACCACCACACCCAGCCCCUUUUUAUUUUUUAUUUGGAUAUAGGGCCUUCACAAUUUAUGAGGCCUGAGGCAGGAGGAUCCCAAGUUAAGCAAUUUAGCAAAACUUUGUCUCAAAAAAGAAAGGGGAAGAGAGAGUUGGGAAUGCAGGUCAGUGGUAAAGUACCCCUGGGUUCAAUCCCAGUACGAAAAGGGUGAGGUGGGGCUGGGAUAAAUGUGACCUUAACUUUUUUUUUUUCAAGUUGGAGACAGACACAAUACCUUUAUUAUAUUUUUAUAUGGUGCUGAAGAUCAAACCCAAUGCCCCAAAUGUGCUAGGCAGGUGUUUUACCACUGAGGCACAACCCCAGCCUGCAACCUUAACUCUUAUCAAGAAGAAAUGAUGCCUUAUAGUGAACAUAUGUAAACCUCAAAAUAAGUUAUAAGGGCCCUGGGGUUGUGACUUAGCAGUAGAGCGCUCACCUAGCACAUGCAAGGCACUGGGCUCGAUCUUUAGUACCACAUAAAAAUAAAUACAAUAAAGGUAUAAAAAAUUGCAAAAAAAAUAAGUUAUAAGAAGCAAUUAUUUGUAAAUGACUUCGAAAGUAUUUGAGAAUAGCUAAAUUCUGUAUAGGCAAAACACUUCUUCCACUUACUUAAAUAUUUAUUAAGCAUUCACUAGGUGCCAGGUAUUGUUCUUUACACAGGGAUAAGGUAGUGGUGGGGUAGGGGGAUACCCCUUUUCUCAUAGGGUUCACAUUCUUAUUUAUCAAACCUUUUUCUGCUUCAUAAGUUCCAGCCUUUAAAAACUUCCAUGCAAAACUUCACCCAACAAUCAAAUCCUGUGGGAAUGAGUGUGCCAACUGACCUUGAAAAUCAGGUUUAUAAAAGAGAUGGUGGUGGCACACGCCUGUAAUCCCAGCAGCUUGGGAGGCUGAGGCAAGAGGAUGGCAAGUUCAAAGCCAGCCUCAGCAAAAAUGAGGCACUAAGCAACUCAGUGAGACCCUGUCACUAAAUAAAAUACAAAAUUGGGCUGGGGAUGUGGCUCAGUGAUCUCAAGUGCCCCUGAGUUCAAUUCCUGGAACAAAAAAAAAAAAUUAAGACAAAUGCUAAAAUCAGUCACUAUAAUGUCAUUCUUACUUCAGCAUUUGUUUCAUUUUUCAAGAAAGCAGAGAAUUUUGCUUGAAUUUGAGUUUGGUUCCUGUUGCAAAGUGGAUUGUUUAGCCUCCUCUCUAAGGGUGGCACAUUACUGUUCAAAAUAAAAUUGCCCCAAACAGAAAUAUUUAUGUAGUAUUUAAGUUUGAAGACAGGAAGAGCACCAGGAAAUGGCCUGGUUCCUCUCAGUAAAAGCAUUUUACUGCCUCAGAUAAAUAGACAUGGGUAAAUAUGUAAUUUCUAUUUUUUUUAAUUAAUUUUCUUGUAGAAAUAUAAAUUAAGAUAGAUUACAAAAUCUUUUCAGAUGCCUCUGCUUUUUAGAGCAACCAUAGUAGAAAAGCCAACCAUAAAAGUUCUUACUGAUAAAGGAUAAUAGAGAAAAUUGUUUCCAGGAGUUCUGCAACAGAAAGCUGAGUCUAAGCAAAACUGAAAAAGAAAAAGGAAAAGAAAGAAAGAAAGAAAGGUAAUGAAUUUUCUGUCCUUUCUUCUCAUGUGCCUUCAGGAGGAAGAACACUAGUAAUUUUCCAGAGUGCCUGUUUACUUUCACUUUAUCUUGAUGUUGGGGGAGGAGGAAACAGAAGUUCCUAGUCACUGCCAGUCCUGUGCUGAUAAUGGAGUAGCCAUUAUUGCCCUACUGAGCUGAAAAAGCGCUUGAACUCUCUCUCCCCGCCAGCCACAUCUUCAGCCAAAAUAGUCUAGACUUUCAUGGGGGCAAGGGGAGAUAUAGAUACAGAUAUAUAGGUAUUAUUAAAUAUACAUAUACACACAUAUACAGCAUGAAAUCUUUUUCUUAAGCACUCUUGCUGGCUGAACAACUGAAAUACGCUCGUAUUUUCAACUGUGCCGUCACCUCUCAGGAUCAACUGUGCAUAUUGGUCCCAGUCUUCUUUCAGCAUACCACAAAUAGCUCCUUGUUGUAAGCAUUUUAUAGUUUCCCUCCACAGUCUGAAACUUCAGCUUUCCACAGCAAUCUGGUUGAGAUUGAAAGCAAUGUGGGAAGGGUAAAUAGUCUGGUCUUUUUAAUGCUCAAGGACUGUUUUGUGUGAAGUAUUGUGAUGCUGUUAGAGUCUGUAUAUUGUAUAAAUCACCCAUACAAUACCUACUAUAAUGCACUUGGUUUUUUAACGUUAAAAAAAAUUUCAGCUGGGCACGGUGGCACACACCUGUAAUCCCAGGUAUUUGGGAGGCUGAGGCAGGAGGAUCACAAAUCGGAGGCCAAUCUGGACAAUUUAUUGAGACACUGUCUCAAAAUAAAAACAAAAAUGUCUAGAGAUAGAGCUAAGUGAUCAAGCACCCCUAAGUUCAAUCACCAGUACAAAAAAAAAAGAAAAAGAAAAAGAAAUAGAUGGCAAUAGUGCUGUUCAGUGAUACAAGGUUUAUCUUGGGACAUACCCAAAUCCUGCUUGACCAUCAGAGAAGCAAGCAUAUGCUAACAGCAUUUGUAUACCACUCUCACAUACAUUACCUCUGUUUUUUCUGGGCAGCUUCCUCAGACUAUUUAGAGUGGGACUAUUGUCCCACUCUAAAAUGGAGUCUAUGGAUGCUGAUGAGUAAGUAAGCUUCUCUCAGGGAAGGCAGUCUUGGGCUAUGUUACAUUAACUCUUCAGAGUCCUAGUUCCUCUACUCCAAAUCUGAGGAGAAUAUGAACGAAGAAGGUAGAAUGGAUUGUACCAGGACUAUCUGAGAUGAUCAAGUGAGUAAAAAUUAAAGUAGAUGAGGAUAUAGUGAACAGAUAUAUUCAAAAUUGAAUGUAGUAGCAUCUUGUGGUAUAAUAAACAAUUGAAUACAACAGAUGUAGUGGCACCUACCUGUAGCCCCAGCUACUUGGGAGGUUGAGGGAAAAGGAACAGUUGAGCCUAGGAGUUCAAAACCAGUCUGGGAAACAUACUGAGAUAACGAUAACAUCUCAAAAAAAAUAAAAAUAAAAACUGCAGCCAGGCGUGAUGGCCCACACCUGUAAUCCCAGUGACUCAGGAAGCUGAGACUGUCUGAAAAUAAGAAAUAAAAAGAACCUGGGGUAUAUCCCAGUGUAAAGUGCCCUGGCUUCAAUCCCCAGUACAAAACAAAAGAAAAAGAAAGCCCAGUGCAUAGUGGUAUGUCCCUGUAAUUCUAGCUACCUGGGAGACUGAGUCAGGAGGAUCACAAAUUUGAGAACCUGUCACAAAUUUUUUUUUUUCGUACCAGGGAUUGAACCCAGGGACACUUCACCACUGAGCGACAUACCCAGCUUCCUUGUUAAUUUUUUUUUUUUUUUUAAUGAGACAGGGUCUCGCAAUCCACCUGCCUCAGCCUCCUGAGUUGCUGGGAUUACAGGAGGGUGCCAUCAUGCCCAGCAUAAAAUAACAAUUUUAUUAUGAUGAUAAAAAUGCCUUUCAGUGGGGCUGAGGUUGUAGCUCAAUGGUACACCGCUUGCCUAGCACAUGUGAGGCACUGGGUGCCAUCCUCAGCACCAAAUAAAAAUAAAUGAAUAAGGGCUGGGGUUGUGGCUCAGUGGUAGAGUGUUUGCCUCACAUGUUCGAGGCACUGGGUUCAAUUUUCAGCAUUGCAUAUAAAUAAAUGAGUAAAAUAAAGGGCCAUCAAAUGAAUGAAUAAAAUAAAGGCAUUUUGUCCACCUACCACUAAAAAAAAAGCAGUUCAGUGGUAGAGCACUUGCCUAACACUGAGAGGCCUUCAGUUCAAUCCUCCAUACCACAAUAUAAAGAAAAAAAGUAAAUUUGACACCAUUAAGUGUUAGCAAAGGAUGUAUCGAAAUAUAAAUUAUUUUCCACCAGAGAAGUGGGGAGGAUUAUAAACUGGUAAAUCCAUUCGGAAACCAAAAGGGAUUAUGCCUCUUGGCCCUAUAUAUAUGCCACACAACUGAAUUUAUGUUCCAGAAUAAUUCUUGCUCAAGUCCAUAAAAGAACAUAUGUACCACACUGUUUAUUGUGACACAGCUGGAGGCAACCCAGGUGUUUAUCAUUAGGGUAAUAAAAGUUAAAUGUAAUGGAUGUUUAUUAAGGAAUGACAUAAUAUAGUAAUAAUGUACAGAAACCUCAAGAAGUAUUUAGCAAGAAGAUUUAUAGUUAACACUACUUCCAAAAACUAACCAAAAAUACAAAAAAAAAAAGUGGUGUUUUUCCAAGGAUACUUCAGAAUUUAGAGCAUAAUAAACACAAUAGAGUGGGUAGUAAUGCAGGGGAGGAGAAUGAGUAGAGAUGAGGGAUGAAGGAGGGAAGUAAAAAUAAAGACUGUGGGCUUGCACUGAACAUAAGGCUCUAUAAAGAGAAGGCUAUGAGAUAAAAAUAAUUUUUAAGUCAGUACUCUAAGUAUGUUAAAAUUGGUCAUGGAGAAAAUAUUUUCUAAUUUUUUACUCUUCUGUAUUUAAAAAAAAAUUUAGGCCAGGGUUGUAGCUCAGUGGUAGGGCGCUUGCCUCGCAUGCGUGAGACCCGGGGUUCCAUCCUCAGCACCACAUAAAAAAUUAAAAAAUAAACAAAUAAAGAUAUUUUUUAAAAAUUAUAA
Marmota monax (woodchuck) is the source of this 8750-nucleotide messenger RNA. RefSeq names its product solute carrier family 17 member 5 (gene Slc17a5). Gene Ontology annotation, molecular function: transmembrane transporter activity. The record is from RefSeq and is a predicted model, not a curated record. The transcript has 11 exons. Bases 113 to 1465 code for a protein of 450 amino acids. Gene Ontology annotation, biological process: transmembrane transport; monoatomic anion transport. Lineage: Eukaryota; Metazoa; Chordata; Mammalia; Rodentia; Sciuridae.